This is a messenger RNA of Neurospora tetraspora, 438 nucleotides long. RefSeq lists its product as uncharacterized. The transcript is spliced from 3 exons. Lineage: Eukaryota; Fungi; Ascomycota; Sordariomycetes; Sordariales; Sordariaceae. The record is from RefSeq and is a predicted model, not a curated record. Bases 1 to 396 code for a protein of 131 amino acids.
AUGCAGAUCAUCUCCGUCCUCACUGCCCUUGUGGCCUUCAAGCUUGCCGCCGCCCUUCCCUCGGGCCCCGAUACCGGUGUCGUCACUCAUGUCGACUCCGCCGAUAUUCCUGCGGCUUACAAGGUCUUUAAUAAGACCGAUAUUGCUACCCGCGACCUUGACAAGCGUGCUACCCUCGUCAAACUCGAUAGCACUCUCGCUGGUAGAGUGUCCGCCGUCGGUCCCGAUCAGGGAACCUACUGCCGCUUCUUCUUCUCCAGCAACUGCGUUGAUACCUCUUCCAAUAACUGCGAACACUUUGAUGACGUGUAUCCUGGCCACGCCCUGCAUUUAGAUCUGAGUUCUCUUCAACUUCUGACUGCCAGGUCAUGGUACAGAGGUAUCUUGGAAGCGUGACAGAAAGGAGGGCUGGGUGUGUUUCUUUUCCAUGUGUUCUAG